CUUGUACUUCCUGGUUAACAUUGGAAACAGUGUGAUGUUGUUUUGGUUACAAUGAAGUUUCAGAUUAUGUCAAGGCCGCCACCAUAUGGUUUUCUUGUUAUUAUUCAGACAUUGUUGGUGAUUGUAACAGCACAGACAAAUCUUGCUUUAAAGGGAAUGGUGAAACAACAAACAACGCUUACAGACGAAGAUGGUACACACCAUGCAAACUUAGCAAUAGAGGGACCUGCAAAUAAUAACUGGAAAGAUGGGUGCUCAUCUACAGAGGACGGACAAGCAACAGCAUCUUGGACUCUGACUCUACCAGAAGUAGCAUUUAUUACUAUUGUGAGGAUGUACCUUCGUAGUGACGAAACUGGCACAAUGAAAGAUUUUCGUCUAUACGUUUCGAAUACCACCAUACAUGGUCCAGAUGAAACUCUAUGCUACACAAAUUUAGGACAAGGAAGCAAUCCGGUAACAACACAGGAUAUUAGCUGUAAUCUACUUGCGAGAAAGCUUUAUUUUUUCAACAGAAACAAGGUUGUUGAAUUAUGUUAUGUAGAAAUACACGGAUGCUUCAUGGGUACAUGGGGACCAAACUGUACAGAACAAUGUCCACCAAAUUGUAUACACAACCAAUGUGAUAUUGGAAACGGUUACUGUGUCUGGGGAUGUGACUCAAAUAAUUGUUUAGAUAACAAAUGUGAUUUUCAAACCGGUGUUUGCAUGAAUGGAUGCGUAGCUAGACGAGGCGGACAGUACUGUAGCAAAUAUAAUCUAGCUUCUGGUGGGACAGCUAUACAAAAUCCUCUUAAUUCUAAUAACCCGGCAAGUUUGUCUAUUGAUGGAAACCGGACAAAUGGUAUCUGUUCCAGAACAACUGGACAAAGUUCGUACCUUCAAGUUGACACUGGAUCAAUGAGUGUUUUAACUACAAUAUAUAUAACCUUUGGUGAUACACUACCAGUAACACCAGGUGCCAACGUGGUGUAUUGUUCCAAUACAAGUAAUUAUUUGGUUGAUGGUAGUGUGUUAUAUCAGGGUGAACGUCCGACUACAAAUAUUGAACUCUACACCGUUUGUAGAUAUAUUACUUAUGCACCACCUGCAACAAGUGGAGUUGAUGUGUGUGAAAUUGAAAUUGGCGGGUGUCCUCUUGGAAAAUAUGGAGUCAACUGUGAAAAUUCUGGCCACUGCAAAGGAGCAUAUGACUUAGUUACAGGCAAUUGCACAUCUGGUUGUUUGGAUGGAUGGGUUGGGUAUAGCUGUGACAUUGCUUGUACUGAUGGAAACUUCGGAAGUGAAUGUAGUAGACCUUGUUCUGCAAACUGCUUAAAUCCACCGUGUAAUCAUGUAUCUGGUGAAUGUCCUGGAGGUUGUAAUAAAGGAUGGAAAGGAUACAACUGUACAAAAAAAUGUGACGAUGGAUAUUUUGGUACGAACUGUUCGCAAACUUGUCUCGGAUGCAUAUCAAACAAAUGUGAUAAAAGUGACGGAAUGUGCAAUAAUUCGAGUGGAUGUAAACCUGGAUAUGUAAAAGGACAAUAUUGCAAUGAAGAAUGCGAGGAUGGGAAAUUUGGCAUAAACUGUGCAAAGACAUGUUACUGUCGUACAAAACCUUGCAACAAGUUCAAUGGUAUUUGUUCUAAUGGAGCAUGUGCAAGAGGAUGGCAGGGUGAAUCAUGUGAUAAUGGAUGUGACAAUGGUUUUUAUGGUUUUAAUUGCAAUAUGAAGUGUACAACAUGUAACAAGACAUCAUGUGAAAUAUUUGAAGGGAAUUGUUCAUAUGGAUGCAUUGAACGAUACGAAGGAGUCAAAUGCGAUGUGUUAGUGCCCGGGGAGUUUAAACCCAACAACAAUAAUGCAAAUGGUGGAGCAAUAGGAGGAGGCAUAUCGGCAGCAAUUGUUGUCAUAAUUGUAGUGGCAAUUAUAAUUAUCAUAUACAAGCGUAAAUCCCGAUCUAACAGUGAACAGUAUCUGCGCAACCCGGAAAACAUAACCAGAAGCCAUGAAAACACGUAUUGCAAUCAAGAAAAUGCACUGAAAACGGAGGAUGUUUAUUUAAAUGUAAACAUUGAACACGAUUCGGAUAAUGCAAAACCUUCCGUUUCUAGCAUAAAAGAUAGUAAAGCAAGUGUUAAUGCAGAAAUGGACGAAUAUCCAGAUGAGUAUGAUAAUGAUGAAGAAGAAAAUGUUUAUAAUAAUGAACCGUCUGAACAAAACUUUACUAAAUACAAAAUACCAAUAGCAGACCUCAAAAACGUUAUCUGCGAGAAAAGAAAGGGAGAUGGUUUCAAAAAUGAAUACGAGAUUUUACCAAAAGGUCUUAUUCAUGCUCAUGCUGAAGGUUCAAAAGAGGAAAACAAAGUUAAAAAUAGAUUCCUGACAACAUGGCCAUAUGACCAUUCACGGGUUGUGUUGAAUGGAGAUACCAAACAUGAUUUUAUAAACGCUAGUUACAUUGAUAGUUAUGACAAAGAAAAAGCGUAUAUAGCAUCUCAAGGUCCGAAAAAAAACACCCUUAGAGAUUUCUGGCAUAUGAUCUGGCAGGAAAAUGUUGGCAAAAUAGUGAUGGUUACGAAACUGGAGGAGGAAAGAAGGAAAAAAUGUGAACAAUAUUGGCCUAAAACUAUCAACAAAGCAAUAAUGAUAGACAAUUUUAGACUAACAAUGACAGCGGAGAUAUGCCAUACCGUUUAUGUGUACAGAUUGAUCAUACUACACAAUAAGACGAAAAAGCAAGAACGAAAAGUACAUCAUUUUCAUUUCACACAAUGGCCAGAUCAUGGGAUUCCAGAUAGUAUCAAACUGGUAAACUUUUACAGAAAAGUAAAAGCCGAAAAAGGUGAUAAUGAUGGUCAAAUUGUUGUGCAUUGCAGUGCUGGUGUCGGCAGGACAGGUACAUUCAUAGCUGUGGAUGCUCUUUAUGGACAUGGGAAGAAUGUUGGAUACGUUGAUAUAAUGGAAUAUGUUCAGAUGAUGAGAAAAGACAGAAUGAAUAUGGUUCAAACACAUGAACAAUAUGCAAUUGUGUUUGAAGCUCUGCUAGAAUUAUUCACUGUUCCAGAUACAUCAAUUCGAAAGAAUGAUUUCUAUGAAUUUAUUCAAAAACAAGAACAAAAGACAAAAAAUCAAACAAUAUACAGAGAAGAGUUUCAGAGAUUACGAACGCUGCGGCCAUCAUAUUCGACUGAUAAGUUUACUGCUUCAAACAGUAAAGAAAACAAAUCAAAGAAUUCUACAAGUACUAUUCUUGCGAAUAUUGAGGGUGAUUAA
Molecule: messenger RNA, 3258 nt
Organism: Mytilus trossulus (common blue mussel)
Lineage: Eukaryota; Metazoa; Mollusca; Bivalvia; Mytilida; Mytilidae
Exons: 25
Coding region: 52-3258 (1068 amino acids)
Biological process (GO): protein dephosphorylation
Molecular function (GO): protein tyrosine phosphatase activity
Source: RefSeq, a predicted model, not a curated record